AUGAAAUACAGAUUUAAAAUAUGAAAUUGAAGUAUUCAUAUAUAUGUUGACAAGAAAGAUUUUUUAACAUCUUUAAAAAACAUUCAUAUAAAUGAUGUCUAUUUUUAAACAAGGAAUUAUAAAGACAAGCCAAAAAAUUGAGGUUAACCUUGUGUCAGAUUACAAUAUUUUUUGGAAAUAAAAAAAUAGGAAGUACUGUAGUGAUUUAUUACACUAAUACUAAGGAUUUGUAAUUUUAGUGAUAUUUAGCCGAAAUUAGAAGUGGGAAAAAUAAUCUCUGUGAAGUGGAUAUAUUCAAUAACACUACUAUAUCAAAUGGGGAAAUUUAUGUGAUAAAAUGAAACAAAUUUAAUUUGUUGAAACUUCCUGAGAAGGGAGAAUGACAAUUUAACACUUGAAAGUCACAUGCACAAACAACCACAGAGUAAAUAAAAAUACCAAUACAUUGUUGACGUUGUUUGCUAGUUGGAUAAAAUGACAUUGGAUGACAUUACACGUUUUUGGCGUGAGGAGAGAGAAGAAGGAGCAGUGUACAGUGUUUAUCUCAAGAAAAUCACAUACCACUCAUUCUGUGCGUUGGAAAAUGAAAAAGGUAAAGAAUUUUCACAUCUCAUGUGGGAGACACAGAAAAUACGAGUGAUCAAAGCAGGGAGAUUAGAAAAACUAGUGGAAAGCUUGGUGACAGUCAAAGGAGAGCUGGACUCUACUUAUGUGAAUGUUUUCUUGGCUACUUUUCGCACAUUUGCAACACCCAAACAGGUUUUGGAUUUACUUAUAGACAGAUUUAAAUGGUUGAGAAAAACUGGUACUGAUAGCAAAGAAAAGAAGGAAUUACAUGAUAGUCAGCAAAGAACAAUCAAAUCUGUGAUAUCAGUAUGGUUGGAUACAUAUCCUGAUGAUUUUCGAGAAGAUCCAGACUAUCAAUGCUUACAUACUCUUAUGAAAUUCUCAGAACGUCACCUACCUGACAGUGACUUGUCAUCACGAGCCAAACACAAAUUAGAAAAAUUCCAAAAGGAGUCUCUAAAUAGAUCAGAUGGUGGUAUAGAAUUCCGGUUCUCUUUAUGUGAUGAGGUAGAUCACAUGAUGGAUAUGGAUUAUGUUAAGCCAUUACAGUUAAUGGAUAUCUCCAAUCAGAGGCUAGCAGAACAGUUGACAUAUAAAGAUGCACAAUUGUUCAAAAUGGUUGUACCUCAUCAAUGUCUAGGUGCGGUGUGGGCUCGGAGAGACAGGAAGCAUGGUAGAGGAGGUAAUGUGGCUUCAAGUGUAUUGGCAACAAUAGAACAGUUCAACAGAGUCUCUUUACGGGUUAUUGCUACAAUUCUGAAAAAUCCUGAACUCAGAGCAUCACAGCGUGCUAGGAUUAUACAGAAGUGGAUAGAGACUGCUCAAGAGUUGAGAAAUUUGAAGAACUUUUCUUCUCUAAAGGCUAUAAUCUCAGGACUUCAGGCUCACUCUAUAUACAGGUUAAGGAGAUGCUGGUCGUCUCUUCCCAAAGAGAGUAUAGAAUUAUUCCAGAGGCUUGCAGAAAUUUUCUCUAGUGAAAAUAAUCAGAUAGCCUCCAGAGAAUUAUUAAUGAAAGAAGCAACAGCCAAGUUCCCUGAAGUAGAUAUCAGUAGUAAAACAACAAGGAGAAGGAAUAUGCAGAAAAGACAAUCAUGGAUUGACAAUGGAAUUGUGCAAGGAACGGUCCCUUACUUAGGAACAUUUUUAACUGACUUAACAAUGAUAGAUAGUGCUAUAUCAGACAGAACUGAAGAUGGAUUAAUUAAUUUUGAUAAACGAAGAAAAGAAUUUGAAGUUCUUGCCCAAAUCAGACUUUUACAAUCUGCUGCUCAGAUUUAUAAUUUCACGGAAGAUAAACAAGUGUGGAUCUGGUUUGAUGCCGUCCGAGUUUAUGAUGAAACUGAAAGUCAUGAUUUAUCUUGUUCUAUUGAACCACCAAAAGAUGGAGCCACUAGGCUUAAAAAGAAAUCAUCCAGUCUAAGUCGUCCUCCAAAAUUAGAUGGAUCCAAACUAGCUAUGUUUUCUUGUGGACUUGAUGAUCGCUCCAGUAUCUGUAGUUCAUUAGAUUCUCCUGUCUCACCUACUCCUGGCAUGUCUCACUCAUCAUCAACAUCAUCUUUAGUAUCAUACGACAGUGACCCACCAACUCCAUUUAAAUCUUCUGACUCGUGUGUGAUACGUGUCAGUUUAGAAUCGGGAAUUUAUACCAAUACUCAUGUUUAUAAAAGUAUUAUGUUACAAAAUACAGACCAUACCAAUACUGUGAUAGAUAAAGUGCUAGACAAAUAUGGAAUAAUUCAUGGUAGACAUGAUGAAUUCUGUUUAUUACAACAAUUAUCUGAUGGAGAAUUCCUCAUCCCAGAUAAAGCAAAUGUGUUUUAUGCAAUGAACAAUACAGAAAGUGAACUUAAAUUUAUUGCAAGGUCUAAAGAAGAUCAACAAACUAGGUCAUUACAUCGUAAAAGAGGAAGACGGAAAUUCAGAAUUACUUGAUAGUCGCCAUUAAACAGUGACUUAUAUUCUAGAUAUAAUUCUCAUCACAAAUGAAGAAAAUGGAUGCUGUACCUUCCCAGAAUGCUCUAUUCCUAAAGAACUGGAGAUGAUACCCUCUUCUGGGUAUUUUUUCUAUGAGGUGUCUAGAAACAGACAAACUAAAAGAAAUAUGUAAGGAUAUGAAGGUGUUUUGUAGAUCCAUACAUAGAUCUCAUUAAUUUCUGUCAUUUAGUUGGAAACCAGUGGAAAUACAGUUCAUGUACACCAACUCUUUCAAGAUCAUCUUUUAUAAACCAUUGUGUACAAUUUAAUGCGUUUAUGUUGACAUAUAGGGCUUUUUGUUGCAUACACAGAAACAAUUUAAAAUGAACUAUUAAUUAUUUAAAAUACAUGAAAAUGGAGUGACUGCUAACAAUAAUGAUGAGCUGAAUAUGGUUUUUGAUAUCUUUUUUUUGAGAAUAUACGUUAAAUGUUUCAAAAAUAUAAUAGGUGUAUAGUUUAUUAAAAUAUGAAAAUUAUUUUCUACUUUUUGACUGAAAAUUGUUAAUUCUUUAUUUAGGACCAAUCUUUCUUAAUAUUCUUGUGAUCAAAUCUUUAUCAAAGUUGUCCAAAACCUAAAACUUAAAUAAGCAAUUUGAACAAGGAUCAACAUUUGAUUGGACUGAACACAACAGACGGCAAGUGUAAAAUUAAUAUCAGCAAAUCAAUAUAAAUGUAUGAGUUACUUCCCUUGUAAGUCAUUCCAGAUAAAAUUUAGUAUAAAAAAAUUCACAGAUAACAAAUACUGACAGAUUUGUAUCCCCUAGUUAUGCAUCAGCUAUGGCAGAAGAUGUUUGGAUGUUGUAAAUAAAUUCUAUAGAUGAUCUCAAUAAAAGUCAUACUUAAAAACUUUUAUAUCAAAUCUGAUGAAAUUCUCAUUUGGUGUGUGGGUUUUCCUCAUUGUUGAAGAUUAUUUAGUGACCUUGACCUGUUAUGUUAAGUUCUCAAUACAUUGUUGAAUAGCUGUCUCAUCUCUUAUCAGUUUUUGUCUCACCUGUGUCAAAAGUCGCAGAUGAAAACGGUUUCUAUUAUUAAAGUAUGUGUGCUGAUUGGCCUACUUCAGGUUCAUAAAACUGUGGUCAUUCUACUUAAAUUUAGUGCAAUAUGAUAUAUAUGUGGUGCUGUUUUAUUUUUGUUACUAGGUAACAGUUAUGAAACUUUGGUGAUAAUAUGUGUAUCUGUGUAUAGUUUCAGCUUAUGAAUGGUUGACAUAUUUAUCAUACUUUUGUCUCUGUCAUGUAAAAAUCUGUUUACACAACAGAAAAACUGUAAUAUUAAUAUUAUCUGAUAAAAAGGCUUAUGUUAAUAGAUUGUCAAUUAUUUUAAACUAUAUAUGUUCUUAAUAAAAGUAUUGACUUUUUAUUUAACAUUGGGUAAAGCAACUAAAGACAUUUUAUCUUGACAUUAUAGUGAUAAUCCUUAUUCAGUGAUAUAAUAACCUUCAUACAGGGUAAUAUAGAUUUAUCAUACUCUCCAUAACAAAAAAUCAAAAUUAUAAUUUAAGUUAUGUCUUUAUCUUGGUUUUGAUAUCUUUGCUCAUUAAACUUAAUUUUGUACAGAUCACACACUUAAAAUAUCAUUGUUUUAUUAAAAGUUAAUUGCAAUAUUGUAUCAUGUAUAAUCCAUAGUGAUUAACCUUAUUUUAGAAACUCGAGCCUCUUUUUAUACUGCCUGACUUGCCAUUUUUGUGGUUGUGAUAUUUAUAUAGUUGUCCCGAAUUUUUGUAAUUUUUACUAUUUUUAGAUAUGAUGUAACAUAUGAAAUGAUUUGCUUUCUAUCUAGUCAUUUAGUUUUUAUAUAUUAUUUUACAAUCAAUCAUCAUUUUAUCAUGUUACUUAAGAUGACUUGCAGGGUUGAACAUUUUGAACUAAAAAAGGGGUGUCUGUAUAUUUUCAGGUGACAUAAUUAACAACUAGAUAAUGAAAGUUCUGCUAAAUAUUUUAAUUUGUUUUGUUUAUGAUGAUGUCAUAUUUACAGAAUUUUAUCUCGGAACUUUAAAUCUGUAAUAUAACAAAAGUACAUUGUAUUCCGUGGGAGUUUUUAAAGGUAAAAGACAACAUGUUUGUUUUUGGCAGUAUUUUGUUAUUUGCUCUGCAUUUAGAAUUUAGUUAAGAGAUGUGUUUAACUUUUCCAAACAUUGGAAAGUAAUUUUCCUGUAAAUAUGAGGCAUUAUUUUAGGGAAAUACACAUUCAGAAACAGUUUUUAAAGUUUUCUCCAAAAUAAGCAUGGUAUUUAAAAAAAAAAUGUAACAAUACUGCUGACAUGUAAUUUUAGUUUUUUUUUUUUUUUCGCUUUGAUCAAGGCAUUUUUGAAUAAAACCAAUUUUGACAAUUCAUAACUAUAAAUACAGUUUUUGAAAAAUUUUCAAGGUAAAAGAAAAUGUCUACAAAAUUACAACACUACAUAAGUAGCUGACUUUGAAGCAAUUUCUUGUUAUAAUGUAUCUUAUUAUAAAAAUUGUGAAUUAUCCGAAAACCAAGUAAUACUAUAAAAUAUAUUGUUAAGGCAGCAAUUGUAUUAAUUUGUGUUAUUUGUAACGUUUUCCCAAGUAUGCAUACAACAUUUCUGUGGUAUAAGUGAUCGUUUGUUUCAUUUAGCAUAUUGUAAUAUAGAUAAUAAUUAAUAAAAGAUGAUUAUACCUUUCUGUAAAAGAAUAUCCAAUAGGCAUUGUAGUUUAUUUAAGCAUAUCAAAUAGCAUUAUUUCUAGUUCUUUUGAUAAUUGUCUUGUGAUACUUAAAAUUGUUUCCUUAUAUUUCAAUAUACCUUGAAGUAAAAGAACAUUUAGUUUUAUAGUUGUUUUACAGGAAACUGUAUGUUGUUAAAAUCAAGAUGGAUCAUGUGAUGCUACUUUAGUCAGGUGAACUAUUCUUAUGUUUAUGUUAAUCCCUGGGAGGCAGAUUUGAUAAAUGUCACUCUUCAAAACAGCGCAUGAAGCAAUCUAAAAAGAAUGUACAAUUUAAGAAAACUAUCAUAGUGAUUAAAAUAAUUGAAUAAGUUUGGUUUAUAUUAUACAGAAAUAACCUAAAAAUGUAUUUUAACAUACUAUUUGGUAUGUAAUUGAUAUGCAUAAAUACUAGUGAUUUUACAAGUAAAUGUUGUUGUUUUUCAAUCUGAUCUUGAAGCUUAUAAAUUUGAAGGAGUUUUUAUAUUUAAAUUUUUAGUAUUUUUUUUUUGCAUUUGCAUUUGCAAAAGAUCAGCAUGAAAAGUGUCUAAAAAUAUCAUUGCAUUUUUUUUCAUCUAUCCUAUUGUUUCUAUGAUAAUGUAGUUAUCCUUAAAUUUCCUGUUCUAAUACUCUCUGUGAUGUCUGAGAAUAACAGUGUAGACAAGGUAGGAUUUAGAUUGUUUAUAUAUGUUACAUUGUUUUGUGUAUUGUCAUAUAAAUGUUAUGUAAAAACAAGCAAAUAAAAAAUCAUUAUUGAA
Messenger RNA from Mytilus trossulus (common blue mussel), 5959 nucleotides. RefSeq names its product ral guanine nucleotide dissociation stimulator-like 1. The transcript has 16 exons. Gene Ontology annotation, molecular function: guanyl-nucleotide exchange factor activity. The record is from RefSeq and is a predicted model, not a curated record. Gene Ontology annotation, biological process: Ras protein signal transduction; positive regulation of GTPase activity. Gene Ontology annotation, cellular component: plasma membrane. Lineage: Eukaryota; Metazoa; Mollusca; Bivalvia; Mytilida; Mytilidae. The coding region runs from base 475 to 2499 and encodes 674 amino acids.